UCCCGCUGGUUUGAAGAAGACUUGGGAUGCUGGUCACGAUCUUCCCGUGCAAAUUGGCAAGCAAUAGGUCCCUGGACGAUGGUGCUGAUCAGAGCUGAACAAGAUGCAUCCAACAUCGGUGGUCAUGCUAGUGAGCAUAUUGAUGAACUCAAAAGAAGCAAUCCACAGAAUGUUCAGCGGCGACACAAAGACCAAUUUGUAGAGUGGUUUGAACGUGAAAUCACCAAACUCCAUGAAGAAGGAAAAGUGAAUGAUCUUAUCUAUGCACUUUCUAAAGGACCAGACCAUUGGGCACGAGUUUAUAAUCGUUGUUUCAUCAAUGGUUUUUUGUUUCGAACAGCUCGAAAAGAGAAUAAUCUGAGUACACAAAAUAGUGGUGUUGUUGUGAAAGGUGAUGAUACUACUGGCAAUAUUGAUUGGUAUGGUGUGAUAACAAAAAUUAUGUCACUAGAUUUUGCAAUGGGAAAGGAGGUUGUGUUGUUUCAGUGUGACUGGUAUGAUGUGCCUACUGUCAAUAGAAACCAAGGUAGAGGCUACAAAAAGGAUCAAUAUGGAAUUAUUGAUGUUGAAACAACUCAACGUCGAUAUAUAUAUGAUCCUUAUAUUCUUGGGAUCCAAGCCGAGCAGGUGUUUUAUGUGAAAGAUGUGAAGAAACCAAAUUGGUCCAUUGUUAUAAGAAUGAAGCCUAGAAAUCUUUUUGCCAUUCCCCUUUUAUCAGAUAGAGACAAUGAGGUGGAGAUUGAUCUCGACUCACUGGUUGUCGGAGUGCAAGACAUGAAUGUAGCACACACACAUGACAAUAUCACUCAUUGGAGUAGAGCUGACAUGGCAAGAGUAAGUGGUGAUGCUUUUGUAAUUGAAAAGGCACAAGCUGAUGUGCAGUCCAGAAAUGAGCAAAGUGAUUCAGAGAUCGAUGAUGACGACACCCACAUUGAUGAGACUGUGAUGCUGUUGGGCAUCCAUUACAUCAAGAAUCUGAUGAUGAAUUCUUUGUGUAGAUUUUGA
Messenger RNA from Phragmites australis (common reed), 1005 nucleotides. RefSeq lists its product as uncharacterized. The transcript is spliced from 3 exons. The record is from RefSeq and is a predicted model, not a curated record. The coding region runs from base 79 to 1005 and encodes 308 amino acids. Lineage: Eukaryota; Viridiplantae; Streptophyta; Magnoliopsida; Poales; Poaceae.